GGCGCCCAAAUCUCCACCACCAUGCUCCUCCUCUUACCAGCCCUCGGUUGGCAAGGAGCCCACCGUCGGAGCGCCCACCAUCGGAGCGCCCACCAUCGGCGGCGAGGUGUCGAACUGCAUGCGCCUUCGCCUCCGAAGGCGCUGCAGGCGGCGCAGGCUGCCUUUCUGAGAACGCUGUGCGGCACCGCUGCAGGCGUGGCGGCCGGGUCGGCUCUGCACGCCGCGUUUCCUGCUCGCGGCCUGAUCGACGGCGCUCUCACCGCUGUCGACGUCUCGGGCGGCGCGCUGCUCGGCGGGACGCUCGGUGUGCUGUGGGCGGCAGAGGCGGCGCUGCUGGGAAGCGGGCUCGUCGCGUCAACGGUGCGCGCCGCGACGGGCGUGCUGGGCGAGGAUCGCGACCGCGCGGCCGGCGAGCGGAUGCUCUCCGACGUGCGGCGCAGCCUAGAGACGCUUCAGCAGGUCGACGGGCCGCAAGGCGCCCUGCUGCGGGCUGCGCUCGACUUGUCCGGCGUGACCUCCGACCCGGGCAUCGCCAAGCUGGCCGAGGCGGCCGAGGCGGCGAGGCGGGACGGCGGCCCGGUCGUGCGAGUCAACGAGCCCGCGCCGCCCGCCGCCGCCGCCGGGCGCGCGGACGAGCAGCAGGGCGUCGGGCUCGGCGGGCUACUCGGGCAGGUGCUCGUCGCGUCGCUCGAGGCGAAGCUGUUCGAGCUCCGAGCGGCCCUCCUCGUCGUGGGAGUCGCACUGGUUGGGAGCGUCGACGCGCUGCUGCUGCUGCUCGACGGGAAGUUGGGUGGAGGCGGCUCGUGAGCGAGAGUUGGCAGUUGCACAUUUCCGCGUCUAGGUUAGGUUCCAUGAUACAGACAGCCUCGAGUUAAUG
Emiliania huxleyi CCMP1516 is the source of this 877-nucleotide messenger RNA. RefSeq lists its product as hypothetical. The record is from RefSeq and is a predicted model, not a curated record. The transcript has 2 exons. The coding region runs from base 22 to 807 and encodes 261 amino acids. NCBI's taxonomy places the organism in Eukaryota, Haptophyta, Isochrysidales, Noelaerhabdaceae.